CUGUCCAUGGAGAGAAAUCUUCCAUCCAUCAACGUGACGGACACCCUCUUCAACACGACGCUCACCGUCACCACGAUACUCGAGAAUCCGUACGUGAUGCUGCGGCCGAACCACCACGAGCUGGAGGGCAACGAGCGCUACGAGGGCUUCUGCGUGGACAUGCUGAAGGAGCUGGCCGAGAUCCUCAAGUUCAAGUAUCGCAUCCGGCUGGUGGGGGACGGACUGUACGGGGUUCCUGGAGCCAACGGGACGUGGGCCGGCAUGGUGGGAGAGCUCAUAUCGAGGGUAAAGACAACACACGCGCGGAAACAAAGCUCGUUUGCAUCUCGCAAAAGUAGCGUUCAGCUCUGAUAGCUCCGAGCUCGCAGCUUUCCUUCAUCUCAUCCACACAUAACAGGCAGAUCAGGUCACAUGAUGCCCAGCUCACGCUACAGAUGCAUCUACACCCUGACAAUUUAGAGCUAAAUAUCGUAGAGGCAGGA
Messenger RNA from Pseudoliparis swirei, 482 nucleotides. Its product is annotated as glutamate receptor ionotropic, kainate 4-like. Gene Ontology annotation, cellular component: membrane. Gene Ontology annotation, molecular function: glutamate-gated receptor activity. The coding region runs from base 7 to 351 and encodes 114 amino acids. The record is from RefSeq and is a predicted model, not a curated record. The transcript is spliced from 2 exons. Lineage: Eukaryota; Metazoa; Chordata; Actinopteri; Perciformes; Liparidae.